UCUGUCUCGCUUUCCAACUUUGAAUUUCAAUGAUUAGUAUUUUGGUCUCAUACAAUCUUGUUUAAAUCAAUUUCAUUUUUUUAUUGUUGUUUAUUUAUUUUUGUUUAUCUGUCCUGUUGGUCGGAAAAGCAAAUCAACUAUUAAUAUGAGUUAUAAUCCAUUUGUUUCUUCUGUUCAUGGACAUCCUAGUUUCAAUCCUGUCAAAAUUGGUUCUAGAGGAGGUGCGGGCUCAGACAAUAGACUUGUUAAACCACCAAAACCACUCGAUAAACCAGUGGUUUCAUAUGCUCGUUAUGGUCGCAAAGGAUUACAAUCACCUCAAAAGCAAACUGAUGGUAAAGUCAGUAUUCAGGGUGUCGAAGAAGAAGAAGAGACUGGUGAAAUAUCAUCAAAACAUAUUGCAAGUGCUAGAUUCGCCAGGAAUCAUAAAUUGAUAAAUGAAAUAUUUAACGAUACUGUUGUACCUGAUGUAAGAUCUGUUGUGACAACUGCUAGAAUGAAAGUAUUGAAAAAUCAAGUUCAAUCUUUGACAACUCAUCAAAAAAAAUUGGAAGUUGAAUUACAACAGAUUGAAGAAAAAUUUGAUGUAAAAAAGAGAAAAUUUCUUGAAGCAAGUGAAACAUUUCAGGAGGAAAUGAAGAAGAGAUGUUCGAUUAAACCAGUUGAUCCUGCAUCUUUCCAAGCAAUGGUAGAUAAAGCUUAUCAACAAUUAAAAAAGGAACAAGCCCAGAAAGAAGAAUCUGCCCGUAAAAAGAAAGAAGCUGAAGAAAGACAAGCUCAACUUUUAGCACAAGAAAAAGCAGCAACUAUUGAUAUUCAACCGGUUGAUCCAAAUCAAGGUCCUCAAGCACCUAGACUUUAUCCACCAGCAACUACUACAAUACAUUUAACCUCAGAGAUUCCAAAUAACGGACAAUCGCACCUUCCUGAUACUGGAGAUGUAAGAAUGGAUGACAUGACAACUGUUAAAGAAUAUUCAACAGAAACUAUCGCAACUCCAACAGGUAGUACAAGUAUAGUAGAGUCUAGUCAUAACAGACAAGGAGAAAAUGAACGAUAUGAUACUCGGGUUGUUAUUUUGAGUCAAACAACUCCUCACUCUAGUACUACACGAAUGCCUGUAUCUUCUAAUUCAGGUAAUGCAGAUGUAACAAUGGAUAAUAUUACAACUGUCAAAGAAUACACAACAGACUCAGAUAAUUUGAAUGAAGAAUCAGAUGCUACAACUGUUAAAAGAUUACCCACGACAGAAAUGGAAAUAACUGAAACUUCACGAAUAAUUGAACCAACAACCUCGAAGGCUGACAGUGUUGAAGCGACCAGUAUCACUUUUGGAUCAUCGGGUAAUAGGACAGAUGUAACAAUAGAAACAUUAACAAGUGAAGUGACGGAUUCGAGCAACUUUUCUAAACCAGAAACAACAGCAACAAUGACUGUAUCUGAAGCCCAAUAUUCUACUACAACUGGAUUCAUGCAAAUCGGGACAACAAUUGAACAAAAACUCACCCCUAGUGAAAAAAUGGAUACUCAUGAAAUUAAAACUGAAGAUCAGCCUACAUUUGAAUCGCCAUCUAUGAUAUCCACAUCACUACAACCUUCAGUUUCAGAUAUUACAACAACGAGAACAGACAUUGUUGAUAAUUCAACUGCGCGUUCAACUGUCGAUGUAACGCCUGAACUCGCAUCUACGAAAAAGAGCGUUGAUGAAUAUAACACAGAAAAAUCAUCCACAACUAUUACACAAAUAGAGUCAAUACCUGAUUCUAUAAGAAAAGAUGAAAUGACUAUAUCUGCAAUGAAAGUGCCCAUCAGUGCAGAAAUGGAUGAUAAAUUAAUUAAAGAAUCACCACCGCAAGAACCUUUAGUUAAGGAUAUGGAGAAAAAAGAAGAAACAACCACACAAAUAACAAUAAUACCAACUUCUGAACCAAUUGAUAACUUGAAACCUGUAGUAGAUCCUUCAUUGACUACACUUAUUACACCAGUAACUUCGGAAGUAAUAUCACAACCCAAUGAAAACGAUCAAAAAUUUACAACUACAAUCUCAUCAAGUACGAUAUCACCAAGUGUAGAUGGAAUAUCAACUGAAAAGAUAACAAUUUCAAAUGAAACGUCAAAUCAAGUACCAGAAACUAGUAGCUUGGAAGCUGAAUAUAAGGUAGAAACCGAGGAAAAUUCAACUACAAAAUUACCAUCUACUUCAAUGUCAAUAACAACUGUACCUAGCAUAAGUGGUGAAGCUGCAACAACUGAAUAUUCUGGCGAUCAAACCACUGUUGAAACUACCAGCAAACCUACAGAACCAUUAUCUUCAUAUGAUACACCAACGACAAAAGCAGAAGUUAAAGAUGGAGUUAAUGCAACAGUUGAAUCCAACGAAUGUUGAAGAAAAAACUUUUAAUCUUUCGUCGUUUUAAUACUAUUAGAUAACUCAUUCAUUCGCCUGUAUCACUGACAUUUCUAACGUGCUCAUAGAGCAAGAUUUUGAUAUAAGUAACCUGAUCUACCAACAAAUUUAAAAUAUAUUGUAUAAAAUUUUCUAAAUACAAAAAAAUUUCUAUGAAUUUGAUGAGUUAUCAUACGAUUUUUAUGUUAUCAGUCGAUAACUUCGAUAUAGCUGAUCAUAUUUUUGCACUCUUCCCAAUAAACCAAUUUUAUUAGAA
Messenger RNA from Tetranychus urticae (two-spotted spider mite), 2663 nucleotides. RefSeq lists its product as uncharacterized. Gene Ontology annotation, molecular function: nucleosomal DNA binding; nuclear receptor binding. Gene Ontology annotation, cellular component: SWI/SNF complex. Gene Ontology annotation, biological process: negative regulation of DNA-templated transcription. The record is from RefSeq and is a predicted model, not a curated record. NCBI's taxonomy places the organism in Eukaryota, Metazoa, Arthropoda, Arachnida, Trombidiformes, Tetranychidae.